CCUUUCUUAUCUUGGGAGAUAAUGCUGUUGAAUAAUCUGUGAGCUAUAUGCAAUAAAUGUUAUUACAGUAAUCAAAUAACACUGGCUAUAUGCAAUAAAUGUUAUUGUAGUAAUCAAAUGACACUUUUUUUACUAGAUGAACAUUGUAUUCUCAUUUCUGAUAAAUGGAAAUGGGAGGAGGGAUCACCUCCUCUUGAUAAAAGAAAGUAAUCUUAUAAUGCUGGCAGUAUUAUAGAUAUUACUUCAUCAAUUAAUUUUCUUUUUUGCAGUGCCAGAAAGAUUGACGUGGAAUUGUUAUAUGGCAGAUUGAUAGUUCAUGAGGUAAGCAAGGUUACUAUUGUAAGAACUGCAUGAGUCAUGAGAUGAUGAGAAUUUGAGAAGAGGUCUCCAAUGGUACCAGCAAUCGGACAGCAUCCUGAACUGAAAUAGAGCCAUCGUCAGCAUACUUGGUAAUUACGGCUUCAAUCUGUUGUGCGAGUCAUACAUUGCAACUCACAAUCUUCUAUUAAAACUUAUUAUAAGAUGUUUGGUUUUCUAUUAGACUUUCUUGUAAGCAAUCACUCCUCUCAUUAUUAAAAAAAGAGAGUUAAAACUGACCAAUUACUGCUAACGCCGCAAUUAAUUUUGAUGAACAACAUUGGUAUGUUACAUAUCAUCAUUGCUUACAGUUGUGCCCAUAAAAGUUUAUGGUACCAUUUAUCAAUUAUUUAUUGUGAUGAAAAUGUGUUGUUUGAUGAUGAACUGAAAUUUGGGAUUGGGAUUUGUUAUAUUGGAACUUCAAAGACAGAGAGAGUAUUGUAGCUGUUGAAUAAAGGAUGCUCCAACAUUAGAUACUUUGGAUUUGUGACUAGUUUUCUGCAAGUUAGUAUUUGUUCUUGUUUCCCUUCCUUUAGUAAAUCAUUCGAUUAUUCUUCUGACCAUUCUUUGUUCAAAAGGUCUUGAAUCCUUAAAUAUUUUCAAUAUGUAAUGUUUGGUAUUAUCAUGUUGGCCUUUUCUUGGUGCAGAAGAUCAGAUUAGGCUUAUAUCUUGAUAUGCUGAAAGUUUACACUUCACCCCUCAUUUAUCUGGGCAAGGAAAGGACAUCUUUUUUCUUUACUCAAUUUGAUGUAGAGAAUAUUGUUUAGCUAUAGUGCUAUACAAUUGUGAGUAUGAAAAAAGAGAGCAUACCUCACCACUGAUGUAACAAAAAUCCAGCUAAAUAAAGAUGGCACCAAUGCAAUGGAGCUUGUAACCGUUUUUCUUUCCUGUGGCUGCAUACAUCCCAAAAUCAAAUACUACAAUGGCGCACCUUCUUCUGAGCUUCUAUGUAUGGGCUGGUAUUAUGAUCUUGUUGCUAUUUCUUGAUCAAUUUCGGUCAAUCAAAUGAAGUAGUUCACAAAUUGGCCAUCUUAUUCUUUUCGUAGCGUGCAAAAAUGCAAGCUAGAUUGGUUUGAAACAGAGCAUAUAAGUGAAGGUGAAUUUUCCAACAUGACCAACAUUUUGAACUUGGAUGUAAGAAUUUCCUUUUUUUUUGUUUUGACAGUACCCCCAGCUUCAGGGCACUAAAGCAUCCCUUAGUCUAAGGGCAACUGAGAAAGAGAUGUUUAUUUGCAUGAAGGGGCAUAUGCACAGCAUUUCAAAUCAAACUUGCGGAUGCAAGCCUCUCAUCCAUCAUGGUGAAGAAUAUCUCACUUUCCAUUUUUAUAAAUUCUCUUAGCAAUUAUUUUUGUCACAUCAGUAGGUUCAUUUAACAUCCCUAAGCACAGCUGGAUUAAGUUUCAGCAACCCAGAUUCUUUUAUGCAUACCAUAUUUGGUUAGUUAAUCCAACUAAGCAAUAAUAAUUACUGAUAGCCACCACUAUCAAUAAUAAUCCAACUAAGCAAUAAUAGCCCAAGUAAGUAAUAGUAAUCCUUGAAAUCCAGUUGCCACCAGUUUGUUUAUUGAAAACACCUUAGCUAGCCACCACUAUUGACGAUGGUUCAAACAAUAAAGUGUGCACUCUUGCAACUUCAGUUCUAUGUUGCCUCUCAUGAGUAAAAGUUUGACAUGUUUCCAUUUUUAUCACACGUUUAGAUUGUGCAUCAUGACUUAUCCUGAACGUUGUUGACCUUCCCUACCACCGAUGCCAUGAAAUUUCUUGUCGCUGCAUCUAUUUAUACUUGCUUCUUAUGUUCAUUUCAGCUCUCAAAUCACCACCCUCAGAAAUACUAUUGUAUCGUGUGUAACCUAUCCUCAAGAGAUUAGAAAUAUGGAGAGUGAAAAACAUAUCAUUUGUAGACAUCCACCAACUUAUGGCAACCUCAUAACAGUUCUCUCGAUUGAUGGUGGAGGGAUUCGAGGAAUCAUUCCAGCUGUUGUUCUUACCUUUCUAGAAUCAGAGUUGCAGAAACUUGAUGGAGAGGAAGCCCGAAUAGCCGACUAUUUUGAUGUCAUUGCUGGGACUAGCACAGGGGGGUUAGUGACUGCGAUGCUGGCUGCACCAAACAAGAAAAGAAGACCACUUUUUGCAGCCAAGGAUAUUAAAGCAUUUUAUAUGAACCAUGCUCCAAAAAUUUUUCCACAGCUAAGGGGUCCAUUCGGUAGGAUGAUGAGGAUAUUUCGAUCAAUGUCAGGACCUUCCUAUGAUGGCAAGCACCUUCAUGAAGUUGUAAGAGAGAAAUUAGGAAGCACCAGGCUGCAUCAGACUUUAACAAAUGUGGUCAUACCAACUUUCGACAUCAAGUGGUUACAACCAACCAUUUUCUCUUCCUACGAGGUUAAGAAGAAGAACAACAACACUAUGGAUGCUCUGCUAUCAGAUAUUUGCAUCAGCACGAGCGCUGCUCCGACUUACCUGCCUGCGCACUUCUUCAGGACUGAAGAUUGUCAUGGAAACAUCAAGGAAUUCAAUCUUAUUGAUGGUGGAGUAGCUGCCAAUAAUCCGGCUUUAGUUGCCAUUGGAGAAGUAAGCAAGCAGAUAUUCAAGAAAAAUCCAGAUUUCUUCCCAGUAAAACCAAUGGACUACGGCCGUUUUUUGGUCAUUUCACUUGGCACGGGCUCCCCAAAAAUUGAAGGGAAAUACAAUGCACAAAAAGCUAAAUCAUGGGGAGUUCUGGAUUGGUUGCUUGUUGGUGGGUCCACUCCCUUGGUAGAUAUUUUCACACAAGCAAGUGCUGAUAUGGUGGAUAUCCACAUCGCUGCUGUUUUCAAAGUUUUACAUUCUGAGCAGAACUAUCUGAGGAUUCAGGAUGAUACUCUCGAAGGGACACUCGCAUCUGUUGAUGUUGCUACUAGGGAUAAUCUGGAGAAACUUGCUAAUGUUGGAGAAAUACUGCUAAACAAACCUGUCUCACGGGCAAAUUUGGAGACUGGCCAGAUGAUGCCUGCUUGUGAUGACUCAGAAAUUACCAACGGGGAAGCUCUCAAGAGAUUUGCGAGGUUGCUGUCUGACGAAAAGCGAAUUCGUGAAGCAAGAUCACCGAAAUGAAGAAAUUCCUCUCUUUUUUAUUCGUGCCAAAUAGGAAUCUUCUCUGGAUGACCUCCAUAUUUGAUAGAGCAAAAUCUGGAUCAUUUAAUUUAGAACUUAGUUGAUUUAUUCAUUGACUUGGAAAUUUCACUGUAACAUAGUAAAUAAAUGUAUAGGUGGCAUACUGAUUGGCCACACCUGUAGAAUGUCAGGCCCUGAGUCCCUGAUGUCCUGCUAGUUUUGUUCGUAUGUAAAAAAAAUAAUACAAAUAUUCAUUUCUAAUAAAAUUGAGCAUUGGACUGCCUUUUCUGUUGUGUUGUCAACUUCAGCCAUUUUAUUUUAGCCAAAUGAGUGCUGAAGGAUUGCAGGUCGGCCAUGCAGCGAGACAAUCGGAAUAAAGACGUAGCACGCUGCUGCAUGGAACAAGUACCAGAUACGAUUUCUCUACACUUUGUACGUAGAAAUAGAUAACCUAUCUCUUCUUUCAAUAACAAGAUGAGCUUCCUUUUCAGAACGGAUCGUUUUGCCCCUUUGGUACUUCCGAUGGCCAUGGGCGGGAAGACGUCCAAUUCCCAUUGGAUUUGGAGCGUGUACAGACUAGACAAAUGUAUGCAAGGGGCUUCUCUGCUUCGCUAACUCAAAGUUGCCCAUAUUUAUUAAUGACAUAACUUUCUGAAUGGGCUGCCCAAGAACCUCAUCUGUGAGUACCUUCUAGCUUUUAUCUUGCACUUGAUGUUCCAGUUCACUACCUAGUUGCCAACUUAGUAACUUGCUGGUAAAAAAAUUGUUUAACACCGAGGUGGACCAAUUUCUGUGAUAAUGGUCUUAACUAUAUGCCAAGUUGUAUUUGUUUAACUUUCCAGCAAACCAAUAGCACAACUCAGGCUCAAUGAGGGGGUGUUGGAAGCUAUUAUUUUGAUGGAUACAACAGUGCGUAGGCAUUCUAAAACUGACCUAACCUAACCAUGUGCUCCCCAAAACAAGCAAACCUGGAGCACCGAAAGAUCUGACCAGCGAUCAAUCUCACACUUGCGAGGUAAGGAAUGCAAAUUGUGCAUGAACACAUAAAUAUAAAUAUACAUGUAGCUAGUAAAGCUGAGACAAUUGGCAUUUUGGAAUCCUAGAGCUUCCCUUUAGCUGGGUGGUAGCAAAAUUUGUGUCAAUUAAGUACAAUGCUUGGACUUCAGCCAGCCAGACAUGGGGGUCAUUGUUAGUGCAAUAAUGCUAUAUAUUUGAUCGACUAUAGUUUUGGAGAAAGAAACACAUUUGACAAGUAUUUCUUGCCAUAUAGUAUGCCAAAAUCCUGAACUUUAUUGUUCUUGUUAGUGGCCUGCACCUGUUGUGUCUCCUACACCGUUGAUCCAGCACAACUUUACAGAGCCGUCGGCCCGUCGCACACAUGAAAAGUAUUUCUCCUGUCAGGUCAUAGGCCGUGCAGUUAAUAAUUAAAAGGCAAUUUCCUAGGUCCUGGGAGCCGACUAAUGUGCUUGGCCGGUCAAAAGACUAAAGAGGGCUAUUCGAUCGACGGAGCAGAAUGCAAGUUAGACGCCAAUGCAACGAGCGCCUCCUAUGCAUGGUGCCAUGGUCCAAGCAAAGAAGAUUCCCAGAUUGUGCCAUGCAAAUGCUGCUGACCUUUUCUGAAUAUCAUGCAACAUAGCGUGUCUGGGCUUCUGGCACUCCAUGAAUGUAAGUGAAUUACAUGAGUUUACAUGCACUACAUCUCUGUAAAACUUUAUGAUAGUUAACUUUCUAGGUUGAAUUUGGUGAACAUACCAUUCAGCUUUUUGUUAGAAUAUACCACACAUGCAGAGGAAUAUAUCGUUUCUGACUACAGCACUGGCAUGCGAAAAUUUUUGAAUUUGUGAAAAUGACAUCCAUGGCUUCGUGUAAUUCUUCAUGGGUGUUUGUGUUAGUUUCUUGGCGCAUCUCUCUAUUUUGACCCCUUUUUCCCUGUUCCUCGUACUGACAGCUUUGCUGCUUUAGCAUACCACAGCAUCGCAAAUUGCACUUUCUUCUCCCUAUAAAUUGUCGUAGUGGCAUGCAUCCAAAUCGAAUCUAAGCCAAGAAACUCAAUAGAGAAGAGCAGUCGCAAUAGCAAGCUAGGAGAAGCACCAGGAGCUUGUGUCUUUGGCCACCUGAACAGCACAAGUCCUCCAUACAUUUGUCAACCUGCCUAGUACAUGGCAGGUCUCAAGCUCUCAUCAUGCGUUCUGGUCGCAUUGCUCUUCGUGUCGAGCCACGUUGUGCGCCACGGCGAGGCGAGGCGGCUGACCGCGGGGGUGGCGGCGCCGGCGAGCAAGGGCGGCGAGGAGGAGGCGCCGCAGUACGCAUCCGCUCGAGGCGGCCAGCCGGCGGCUGCUGCCGGUGGCGGCGUGACGGCGGCGUCGAAGAUGGCGAGCACCGACGGCCGCCCAACCUCUCCCGGCCACAGCCCGGGGAUCGGCAACAAGGCCACCGGCAACGUCCGUUGAGAUCGAUGGACGAUCACAGUACAGUACUACACAGUUUCUUCUUGGUUGGAUUGCUUGGCAAUUGGCAUGCACAUAUAGGCAUCUGCCAAUGUCAGUUCGUGCGUGCUGCUGCAUGCAUGCACACUGUAAUUUGUUUCUCCUUUUGUUAUUGGCAUGCACAUAUAGGCGUCCGUCAGUUUGUCCGUGCUGUAAUUUAUUUCUCAGUUCGUUAUGUAAUGUACAUUGGUGAACGCGUGUUGUAAUAUUUUACUUUAUCUCAAAUAACAAAGUUGCCGAGAUUGCACACUUUUA
Messenger RNA from Oryza sativa Japonica Group (Japanese rice), 6187 nucleotides. Its product is annotated as patatin-like protein 2. Lineage: Eukaryota; Viridiplantae; Streptophyta; Magnoliopsida; Poales; Poaceae. Gene Ontology annotation, biological process: lipid metabolic process. The record is from RefSeq and is a predicted model, not a curated record. Gene Ontology annotation, molecular function: monoacylglycerol lipase activity; glycerophospholipase activity.